AUGGCUCAAAUAUAUGCGCAGCAAGCUAAAGUAGUUGGUGCAUCUCCAGAUAGCGAGCUUAUCUCAGCGAAAAGUGUGAGUGGACAAGAAAAUGUGCAAAAUAAAGUUGAUAAUGAAGAGAAGCAAAACCGAAGUCAGAAUUCGGAUGUUUCUGAUGAGGAAGCCGGUGAAGACUUGCCUUCGAAUCCUGCGAUAGCACCAGCAUCAAUGUGGAAUCGUCAAGAUAUUGUAGAAUUCAAGACUACUAUCCGAAAAGAAGGUAGUGAGGGCAUCAUCAAAGUUGGACAUGGUGAAACAGUAACGGUCCGCGUACCAACUCAUGAGGAGGGCAGUUGUUUGUUCUGGGAAUUUGCAACCGAUCAUUACGAUAUUGGUUUCGGUGUCCUUUUUGAAUGGACGAUUUCUCAAACAAAUCAUGUUUCAGUUCAUGUAUCGGAAUCGUCCGAUGAAGAAGCAGACGAAGAGUUAUUACAGGUAGAACUAAGGACCAGUGAUGUGGAAAGUGGUAGUUCUGUAAGAGAGAAGCAGAUGGAUCAGAACAAACCACACAUUGAUGAAAUUGUUCCCAUUUAUCGACGUGAUUGUCAUGAGGAGGUGUACGCUGGUAGUCACGUAUAUCCAGGACGGGGUGUAUACUUGUUGAAGUUCGACAAUUCAUAUUCUUUAUGGCGGUCCAAAACGUUGUAUUAUCGAGUGUAUUACAGUAACUAA
Molecule: messenger RNA, 711 nt
Organism: Acanthocheilonema viteae
Lineage: Eukaryota; Metazoa; Nematoda; Chromadorea; Rhabditida; Onchocercidae
Source: the annotation of a GenBank genome assembly